Terrapene triunguis (Three-toed box turtle) is the source of this 6408-nucleotide messenger RNA. Its product is annotated as protein MTSS 2. Gene Ontology annotation, molecular function: phospholipid binding; actin binding. Bases 459 to 2606 code for a protein of 715 amino acids. The record is from RefSeq and is a predicted model, not a curated record. Gene Ontology annotation, cellular component: actin cytoskeleton; cytoplasmic side of plasma membrane. Gene Ontology annotation, biological process: cell projection assembly; plasma membrane organization. Lineage: Eukaryota; Metazoa; Chordata; Testudines; Emydidae. The transcript has 15 exons.
CCCGGCGCCGCGCACGGAGCAGCGGGUCCAUUUUGCAUCGCCACACACCGGCUCCGGGCAGCCCUGGGCUGGGGGCGGGGGCCGUGCCUGGGCCUGGGGGGCAGAGCGCGGGUAUCUGAGCCGCUCCCCGGCUCCCGGACCCCACCAUGGCUGCGGAAGGGGGGCUCGCUUCGGCUCGGGGCUGAGACUGCCCCUGGCCGGGGUGAAAUUGACAAAAGGACGAGGCGUGAGAUCGCUUCGCUCCGAGCCCGCGGAUCGCUUGGAAGCGCCGCGCUCUGGCUGCGGCGGGGGGCGGCGGGGCUUUUUGGUUUCGCUUUAAUCCCAAACUGGAUCCCGAGGAGAGGAGCUGGAAGCUGAAACGCUCCUGACAUUUGCCCUGGUUUCUGGUGGUUUCCCGGUGGAUUUCGCCCUCCCCUGGAUUGCACCAUCGCUCUCCAUUGCCCCGGGCUGUGCUGAUUAUGGAGACAGUGGAAAAGGAGUGCGGGGCCCUGGGGGGCCUUUUCCAAGCCAUCGUCAAUGACAUGAAGAGCUCCUACCCCAUCUGGGAAGAUUUCAACUCCAAGGCAACUAAGCUGCACUCCCAGCUCAGGACUACAGUGCUGGCAGCAGUCGCCUUCCUGGAUGCCUUCCAGAAAGUGGCAGACAUGGCCACCAACACACGAGGAGCCACAAGAGACAUCGGCUCGGCACUGACCCGGAUGUGCAUGCGGCACCGCAGCAUAGAGGCCAAGCUGAGGCAGUUCACCAACGCCCUGAUGGAGAGUCUCGUCAACCCCCUGCAGGACAGGAUUGAGGACUGGAAGAAAACGGCCAACCAACUGGACAAGGACCAUGCGAAAGAGUACAAGCGAGCCCGCCACGAGAUAAAGAAGAAAUCCUCUGACACGCUGAAGCUGCAGAAGAAGGCCCGCAAAGAGCUACUUGGGAAGGGGGACCUACAGCCCCAGCUGGACAGUGCUCUCCAAGACGUCAAUGACAUGUACCUCCUUUUGGAAGAGACUGAGAAGCAGGCUGUCCGCAAGGCCCUCAUUGAGGAGCGGGGCCGCUUCUGCACCUUCAUCACCUUCUUGCAGCCAGUGGUGACUGGAGAGAUCACCAUGCUGGGAGAGAUCACUCACCUGCAGGGCAUCAUGGAGGACCUGGUGGUGCUGACCGCAGAACCGCACAAACUGCCCCCUGCCAGCGAGCAGGUGAUCAAAGACCUGAAAGGCUCUGACUACAGCUGGUCCUACCAGACUCCUCCAUCCUCCCCCAGCAGCUCUGGCUCCCGCAAGUCCAGCAUGUGCAGCCUGGCGCAGCCGGUUAACGCCAACACCCGCCUGUCCAGCGUCUCCUCCCAUGACUCUGGCUUCAUCUCCCAGGAUGCCACGUACUCCAAGCCGCCGUCGCCGAUGCCAUCUGACAUCACCAGUCAGAAGUCCUCCAGCUCCGCAUCCUCCGAGGCCUCGGAAACCUGCCAGUCAGUUAGUGAAUGCAGCUCCCCCACCUCGGAUUGGUCCAAGGCCAGUCCUUACGACCAGCCGGUGGUCACCACCCUGCAGCGGAGGAAGGACCGCGUGGAGCAUCUGCGGGAGGCCGAGUUGGGCUCCGCCAGCAUGGGGUAUCCGGGAAUUAACCUGGAAGACGUGCCCAGGCCCAGGAUGUCCCCAGCUACCAUCGCUGCCAAGCAUGGCGAGGAGGUGUCCCCCGCUGCCAGCGACCUGGCCAUGGUGCUCACCCGUGGCCUGAGCCUCGAACACCAGAAGAGCAGCCGGGAUUCCCUGCAGUACUCCAGUGGCUACAGCACACAGACCACCACACCGUCCUGCUCAGAAGACACUAUCCCGUCUCAAGGCUCGGAUUACGACUGCUACUCGGUGAACGGCGACGUGGAGUGCGACAGCCAGAGCGAGUUUGACAAAUCCUCCACCAUCCCACGCAACAGCAACAUCGCCCAGAACUACCGCCGCAUGAUCCAGACCAAGCGCCCCGCCUCCACCGCCGGGCUGCCCACCGGGACCCCCCUGCCGGCCAGCGCCCCCCCUGGCGUGGCCACCAUCCGCCGCACGCCCUCCACCAAGCCCUCGGUGCGCCGCACCCUCUCCAACGCCGGGCCCAUCCCCAUCCGGCCCCCUAUCGUCCCAGUGAAGACCCCCACGGUGCCCGACUCCCCUGGCUACACUGGGCCCACCCGGGUGGGCAGUGAAGAGUGUGUGUUUUACGCCGAUGACGCCUCCCCAAACGCCAUGGACUUCGCCAAAGCCUCGCCCAAGAGGCUCAGCCUCCCCAACACGGCCUGGGGCAGCACCGCCAUGGAGAUCUCGGUGUACCCGGGGGCAGGGCAGCACCUCUCUGCCGAGGAAGAGGAGGACCAGCAGCUGGCUGCCAACCGGCACAGCCUGGUGGAGAAGAUUGGCGAGCUGGUGGCCAGUGCCCAUGCCCUGGGCGAGGGCCAAUUCCCCUUCCCCACCGCUCUCUCUGUCCCCGGCCCUGGAGAGGAGACGCCCACUCUGCCCCCCGCUGCCUCCAGCGAGCCCCCCGCUGAAGACAUGCUGGUAGCCAUCCGGCGCGGCGUGCGCCUGCGCAGGACCAUCACCAACGACAGAUCCGCCCCCCGGAUAUUGUGAUGACACUCCCCCCACCUGCCGCCCCUCCCUCCCACCGCACCCCAUGGGAAGAGAGCGAACACCGGGCCCAGACUGAGCGGAGAAGAGAAAUCAACCCAGUAAAGAAUCACAGAGGCAAAGCCACUUUAUGGAGCUAGAGACGAGUCUAAUUUUAAAUGGAAAUUAAAAGUCUUUGCUAACAAACUCGCAAGGCGCUGCCUAGGAGGCACUGAACUGGUUUGGGAGCCUGUUUUCUAUUUCAUUUCUCACGCCCCCGUCCCACACCUUGCUCCUGGCUGUUAAAGACUCCUCGCUGCCAGCAGGAGGCAGCGCUACAAGAGGGGGCCACCCCCACUGUGUGUUGGGGGGGCACGAACCUGGACUCGAAUAAGCAGCUACAUAAUAAGUAUAAAGAACACACACAGAUAGACACACACACAACGCCAAGGACCGCUGGCUGCUGUCCCCACAAGCCAUCUCCCUCCUCUUCCUCUGGACGGAAGAUGCACGUAGUCCUGUGCUGAGCAUCUGACCACCCCCCUCCUCUCUCCUCCCUCCUCCCUCCCCGCUGCAGUGAAAAGGCAUCAGAGCAGUGGAUAGAAUUCCUGGCACACAUGGCCCUAUCCCCGGAGGUGCUUUGGUGUCCUAUGCCUUGGCUGGGGGAGCAGCUGCCCCUACGCGUGUGCCCCGGGGCUAGCACUUCAUCGUCUCCAAAGGCCAGGCUCUCUUCCCCUCCCGAUUAGCUGAGAUGCGGAAGGACUUCCCCGGCUCUGUCCGGCGAGUCCAGAUCUCAGGCCAGGGGGCAUUGGGUACACGUGUUUCUCAGGAGGUUAGGCUGCGUGUGUGGGUCUCUAGCCAUAAAGUGACACAGCAGGGGUCGGGGUGCCCGGCCACAGCUCUGCGCCAGGCGGUCAGAUACAGCAGCGUUGGGAGUUUAAAGGAUCCGGCCUGCUCAAGAGUUACCUUUUCCCUGAAUCCAGCUUCACAGCCAACCUUUGCCCCUGGGACUGGUAACCCAAGUACAGGGUAAAGGGGAUGCCAGAUAGCUAUGAAUCCAGCAGGCUUCUGCUAGGUGUGCCCCCGAGUGUACCAGGUUGGGUGUCCUGGGGCUGUUCAUGCAGCAUAGUCCCCAUCUGGGUGUUUGUCUGCGUGAGUGUGUGUCAGGCUGGGGGGGUGCAUGUGUGCCCGGCUGUGGGUGUAUGCAGGGUUCUGCAGCAUGACGAGGGGGCAUCUGGCCACACUCACUCCUGCUCGCCGCUAACCGUCGUAGCCACCAGAUCAGCACAAACAGAAUGCUGGCAACAGGGGUUCAGCUGCACAGGUCCGGGACAGCCCGCACCGGGACCCAGUGGAUUUGUCAUGGGGAAGUGCCCUGGAGCUGAGAGGCCCAUCCAUGGCAUUACGCUACACAGGGCUGUGCCGCGGGGACCCCAUGCCCUGAGCCGUCCUUUUCCCAGUAAGAUGCCGUCCCAUGAGGAAUGGGAAUCUCAGGUCUUGCUCAGGGGCCAUUCUCCCCUCCACCCUCCCAGGCUCAUGGCCAGUCGCACCUACUCCCCACACAGUCCCAUUGAAAAGCAUGGGGACUCCUCACACAGGAAGAUGUUACUCAGUGGGAGUAAAGGUGGCAGCAUCAGACCUGCUCCUUUUACAAAACGCCCGUUCGCCUCAGUGGCCCAACCAGUUACCAGGUGAGCAGAGCCGACGGGCAGAGCCCACGAGCCCCGCUGGAGUUCUGUCUGUGAGGACACGGUUCUCAUUGGGACACAUGGGGGCCCUCGAUCACAGCUCCUUGUCAUUGAGCUCUGAUGGUAAAUUUAAUGCUGCUUUGCCCAAGGCCACCUGGGGCUCAUGGUCAUGAGCGCCCCAAUAAUCAUGGCCUCUUGGCAUCUCCCAGCACUAGAUUCCUGGGCUCCUGCCACCCUGAUGGGGCGCUGCGUCCUUCCUCAGAAGUCAAUGGCGAAACCAUAGACCGUGGCAUGAUCGCUGUCCCCCUAUUGACUGGAUUUUGAGUUAGAGGCAAUAGAGCCACAGAAGCAUUAAUUUUGGGAGGCGGGAGGGUGGGGACAGAUUUAGGGAUGACUCUCUGUGUUCUGUUCAUAACCUGGUCUGAUAGACACACCUCCCUCGUUGCUUAUAAGCAGGGCUUUGCCGGGUUGGUCGGAUAAAUACAGUGGGAGAACAGGAAUGGGGCCAGUGCGCUCCCGUCAAGACCUUGCAGCAGCUGUGCCAAAGGAAGGGCUCACUGAUUCAGCGUGAUCUGGAUCGCUUCAUAAACUGGGUGCAAGCAAACAAUAUGCAUUUGAAUAAGGGUAAAUGUCCAUGUCCACAUCUGGUAACAAAGAACAUAGGCCAUGCUUGUGGCCUGGGGGACUCUCUCCUGGUACGCAGGGACUCUGAAAGAGAUGUGGGGGUGGGGGUGGAGAAUCAGCUGAACGGCCAAAAGAGCGAAUGCCACCCUGGGAUGCAUCAGCAGAAUGUCGAGUAGACAUAGAGAGGGUCUUUUGUCUCUGUAUUUGGCACUGGUGCGACCACGGCUGGAAUCCUGUGUCCAGGUCUGGUGCUCACCGUUCCAGAAGGAUGUGGGUGAAUUGGAGAAGGGUCAGAGAAGAGUCGCGAGACUGAUUAAAGGGUUAGAAACCUGCCUUGGAGUGACGUACUCCAGGAGCUCAGUCUGUUUAGCUAACAAAGAAAAAGUUAAGGGGUGACUUGAUCACGGUCUGUAAGUAUCUACAUGGGGAACAACCAUUGAAUAAUGGGUGCUUCCAUCUAGCAGACGAAGGUCUAACACGAGCCAGUGGCUGGAAGUUGAAGCAAGACAUGUGCAGACUGGAAAGGAGGUGUAUAUGUUUCCCGGGGAGAGUAAUUAGCCAUUGGAGCGAUUUAGCAAGGGUGGAGGUAGAUUCUCCAUCAGUGGCAAUGUUAAAAUCAGGACUGGCUGUUUCCCAAAAAGCUCUGCUCUAGGGAUUACUGUGGGGCAGUCCUAUGGCCGGUGCCAUGCUGCGGGGGGUCAAACCAGGUGAUCUCAGUGGGCCCUUCGGGCCUUGGAAUCUGAAUCUAUGCCUGGCCUCCUCCACGCCCCCUGCCAUGCAUGUCGAGCUGGUAGAGUGUGAGGGUGCUCAAGCUGUCUGCCUCUUGCCCUCCCCCCACCCCACCCCCAAAGCUACAACAGCAUGCUGGCUAAUGGAAGGUGCCGUUGGGAAGGAGGAGGGAUUUGUGAUGAGUGGGUGCGUGACUGGAGGGGAGAAAGCUAGGGGCGGGUGUCCUGGCUGAACAGCAGUGCCCAUGUGGUCUGUAGGGUUUGGAUUUGGAAAGAGGAGAGCUAGUCUUUCCCUGCAUCUGAUUGGAUAGGAAUGAAUAGUACUCAACCAACUUGCUAGAGAAAUGAUGAGUUAUGAUUGGUUGAGAGCUGGUCUAGUCCACCCCCCUCCCUUCCUCACCCCAUUAUCUUAAGAAGCCAGACGCCCUGGCCUUACACCCAGGAGCCCUAUAGCCGAUAGCUAUAGGGUACCAUCGUCACCAGGUGGCCGACCACAGUGGGAUGGGGUCAGAGAACCACCAUUUGGCUAUUACAGGAGAAGGGAGUCACACCAGGGCUACCCUUGGCCUGGUGUAUUUUGCACUGAACAGUAGCUGGGCAGCGGGGAUCCUACAGCGAUGGGAGCCAUGUCAGACCCUGGAUACGCAGACUGAGCUACUAUGGAUAUAAUGGCCCAAUGAUUGGGGAUCUCCUUUGCUUUGGGUGAGUUGCACCGGAGAUGAGCAGAUGCCUUUGAUUUGGGUGAGUUGCACCGGAGAUGAGCAGAUGCCUUUGAUUUGGGUGGCG